Molecule: messenger RNA, 699 nt
Organism: Gopherus evgoodei (Goodes thornscrub tortoise)
Lineage: Eukaryota; Metazoa; Chordata; Testudines; Testudinidae
Gene: TTC9B
Product: tetratricopeptide repeat domain 9B
Exons: 3
Coding region: 80-661 (193 amino acids)
Molecular function (GO): protein binding
Source: RefSeq, a predicted model, not a curated record
CCCCCCCCCAGCGCCCCGACCGCUCUAUGCGCAGCUCGGCCCGAGGCCCCCGCAUGGCUCCCUGCCCCUGAGCAGGGCCAUGGAGGAGCAGGAGCGGGGCCAGUGCUGCCCGGGGGCUGGCGGGGGGCACCGGGCCCGCGCCCCCGAGAGCGAGAUCCAGGAGGCCGUGCAGUUCAAGGUGGACGGAAACCGCUGCUACAAGGAGAGGAAGUUCCGGGAGGCCAUCGGGAAAUACCACCGGGCCCUGCUGCAGCUCAAGGGGGUGCAGGGCCGGGCCGGGGCGGCCAGCCUGGAGCAGAACCUGCUGGACCCACCGUGCUGCCCACUCACCGAGGAGCAACUGCGGCUGGUGGAGAGCACCGAGGUGGAGUGUUACGACAGCUUGACGGCCUGCCUGCUGCAGUCCGAGCUGGUGAACUACGAGCGGGUGCGCGAAUACUGCCUGAAAGUGCUGGAGAAACAGCGCAGCAACUUCAAAGCCACGUACCGGGCGGGCGUCGCCUGCUACCACCUGGGGGACUUCGGCCGCGCCCUCCGCUACCUGCGGGAGGCCCAGAGCCGCGAGCCCGCCGACACCAACGUGCUGCGCUACAUCCAGCUGACGGAGCUGAAGAUGCUGCGGGGGGGCCAGCGGCCCGGCUACCAGGAGCUGAUCGCGUAGGGCCGGGGCUCCCCCCCCGGCCGGCCGAGCCCCCAGCC